AGGGCAAGCAUGUUUUCUAUUAGAGCCCAGGAAUAUCUGCAGCUCCUCUGCUUAGGAGCUGCUCCGGUCUUCAUAAGUGGUGCCUCCUAAGAAAACUAAAGAGGUGGCUCAUAAACACAGCCAGAGAGGGGCGGGAGAUUUAGCUCAGUGGUUCUACUGCCUGCCUCACAGGCUCAAGGACCCGAGUUCGAUCCCCAGUACCAAAAAAAAAAAAAAAAAACCUCAAAAACACAGCCAGAGAACCUGGCCAGCAGCGUCCCAUCCACAUGCCUCCUGCUCAGAACCUUUGGCCCCAGAGCAAACCAAACAAGGUCAGGAGGGAAUAGGGUUCACACCCUGAUCUGACCAGAACUUUCCCUGUAGCAUGUCACGCUCUCUAAAGCAGUUUUCAAACCAAGAUACAAACUUUUGUGGUGCUCAUAGGCUGUCAUAGCAAGAGGUAGAAGGGGGGUAUUGUUAUAGUUUGGAUCUAGAGUAUCUCUAAAGAGUCUUGUGUUCAGAGGUAGGGUUUUUGGAGGGUGAUUGGAUCAUGGAAGCACUGUAGCUGAUUUGCUGUUAGGAGGUGCGGGGUAGUCAGAAGAAGCGAAUUACUGUGGUAUGAGCUGGAAGCACAUCCCUCCCAGGCUCCUCUCUCUGUCUCCGCUUCCUGGCCACUGUGAUGUGAGCAGCUUUCAUCCUCAGCAGGCCUUUCCACCAUUCCCUUCCUGCCCUGAAGCCAGCCAGUUUUGGACUGAAAUCUCUAAAAACCAUGAGCCCAAAUAAACCUCUCUCCCACUUACGUUGUGGUUAUUGUCUCAGCAAUGAGGAAAGUGAUAAGACAGAUGCCUAUUUCAUGCCCAGAUAGCUAGUAGGGGUUUUGGUUUUGUUCUUUUAGGUUUUUGAUUUUGUUUUGAAUUAAGGUUUUUCUAUGUUGCUCAAGCUGGUCUCAAACACCUGGAUUCAAAUGAUUCUCCUACUUCAGCCUCCUGAGUACCUGGGACUACAGGCAUGCCUGGCUCCAAAUCAGUAAUAUUUAAACAAUAAGUGUCUAGAUUCUUGGCCUCUUUGUGUUCUCUUUCCUCAGUUAAUCUGCUAGUGUGAAGCUGUCAUGUCAGAUCUCCUUUCUCACAUGCCCUUUCAGUUCCCUUUGCCACUUCUUCGCCCACUAAAUGCUAUCCAGCUCACCUAGACCUGUAUUACAUCCAGGGUGUUAAAUUAAGUGGCAAAUUAAAACUGUUGCUAUCCUCAAAACCUCAUGUCAUCAAGGCCCCACAGAUCAACCAUUCCCAGUAAGAGGCAUUUCCAGUGUAAUCUUAUGUUCUUAUCAAAAUGUGUAAACCUUUUUGGGGGGGUAGAGGGACAGGUUCUCGCUAUGUAAUUCAGGCUGCCCUUGAACACACUAGUCCAGGCUGGCCUCAAACUUAAAGUGAUCCUCCUGCCUCAGCCUCCCUAGCAGCAGGGAUUAUAGGCGUGCACCACUAUGCUUGGCUCCUAUAAACUUUUUUGUACUACUAUAUUUUGUACUGCUAACAAUUAUGAAGAUUCAGUCCCCCAAAAAAGAAAGGAAAUUCGGCGCAGAAGAAAAAACUAAUUCUUAGGACUUCAUAGUCACAGGAAAUUUUUUAAAAAUUAAAUUUUAUAUUAUAUCCUUUUUUUACUAAUAAUUAUGACAUGAUCAGUAAAAGACUCAAGUGUAAAAACAGGAUAAAUCCUAGGAAGAAUGGAAAUAUUUCCAAUUUAAGCUCUUGUGACAUGUUUUUUAAGUGGGUAAUUAUGAGGUAUCUCAUUGCUGCAGUAUUUAGAUUUCAUUGGAUAUAUUUAAAAGAGUGAUACAGGACUCAGUGGUAAAGCACUUGCCUAGUAUAUGGGAGGCCCUGGUUUUGAACCCCAACAUCACAAGAAAAAUAAAGUGCUAUAAUACGAAUGUCAGCAUAUAUAACACGCUGGAAAGUAUGUCCUUUUCAACUGUUUAAAAUUACAAUGAAAUAUUUUAUAUUCACUUAAAAAUGUGUGAGUAAAGUCAGGCAUGGUAGUGCGUGCCUGUACUCUCAGAGAGUUUGAGGCCAGCCUGGGCAACAUAGUGAGUUCAAGGCAGGCCUGCUAGUGAGACCCAGUCUCAAAAAAAACAGUAUGAGGAGGCCUGUUGAUCUUUAAAACUUUUUUUUUUUUUUUAGUAUUGGAUUCAAACCAAGGCCUGUUGUAUUCUAGGCAAGUGCUGAGCUACAUCCCCAACCCUUCAAAACUUUUUGUUUUGUAUUGUUUACUAUGUGACGGGAUCUCAUCAAGUCCUGAAAUUGCCCAGGCUAGGCUCAAACUUGCUAUCCUCCUGUCUCAGCCUCCCAGAGUGCUGGGAUUCAAGGCAUGUGUCACCAUGCCCAGUUUCAAAACUCAAGUGAUAAGAUUUGAAGGCAACUCUACUGAAGUGUGAACUUUCCGAUUUGGAAGGAGCCUAACUGGUUUUCUAAUCUACCAUGAUCGGUUUACAAAUGGGGCACUGAGGACAGAGAAGGGUUAAUUGAUUUUCCCAAAGUCGCAUACCUUGGGUCCAUAACCUGCAUGUCCUUGCUUGCUCAUUUCCUUUCACUACCUCAUGGGCCUCCACUGUGCUCUGAAAUCCCACCGCCAAUGUUGGGGAAUAAGGAAGGAAAACAGAGUGAUCUUGAAACAGCUUCUGACUAACAGGGACUUCUUGCAUAGGUUGCUCUUCACCCUGCUGCUUCUGCUCUGGUCAGGCUGGGAGGUCUGUGGAGAACAGAACCUAAGGGGCUUUUUUUGUUGUUUUUGAGACAAGAUCUCACUUUGAAGUUCAGGCUGGCCCUGAACUCACUAUGUAGCCCAGACUGGGCUCAAACUCUAGGUGAUCCUCCUGCCUCAGGCUCCCGAGCACUAGGAUUAUAGGCAUGUGCCACCAUGCCUGGCAAACCUAAGGUUUUGAUGGACUCCAGAUGGCACUUUUUUCCUAGGGUCUCUUCUUCCCCAUCACCUGAGAGUAAACCUGAUCUGUAGGGCCAUGAAUAUCCAACAUGGUUACCCUCAUUUUGUAUAGGAUUCCUUUCUCAAGACACAUUUCAUCUGUUGGUCAUCAGGCACAAACAGUCCCCUAUUAGAUGUGAUGCCUUGUUCACUCAUUGCACAACCACCAGUUUGCAUGGCACUCCUGGGCCACCCAGCCCUCAAGAGAGCCCCUCAGUCCAGACAGGAGCCAGAAUGUGGCUGAGCCAUCAGGGGCACAGCACACUGAAGCAGAUACCCUUGCCAAUAGGCCUCCGACAGCCUGAGGUGGACACAGUGCUCUUCUCACCCACCUUGCUGCUCAGGACCCCAGGAGAUGAGCCAGACCUUCUAGAUUUGUUUUACUGACUUUCAAGGCUUUAUUAGUUUUAUGUUCAUGACCUCUGAUUUUCCUGUGCAACAAAAACACAUAGAGGGACUUUGGCUGACUAUACUGGGGCAGGAAGACUCAAACCGGAUAUGGACAAGGACAGCCCUGAACAGCAGGCCUGGCCCUGAGACAUGAACUAGAACAUGGCUGGAGCUGAAGACAGGGCUAACAGAAAGGACAUGGGCUGCUGUCAGGACACUACUGGACACCCGAGGCCAGGACCCUGCUGAUGCCGCAGCCCUCCACCCUGGCCCCUUACCGCCCCCCACCCCUCUCCCCCGCCCACCAGCUGCCAACAGGGCUCUGCCUUGUGUCUCCCACACCUGUCACUGCCUGUCCUUGUCCGGGGGGGCCCCAUCAGCCCCUCCUCAGCUGCCCAGCAGAGCAGGCAGUUAGUGGGGAGGGGAGGGAACAUGGAGCGGGGGCAGGUGGUGGGGGCAGGGCCAGGGGCCGGGGCCCGAAUCCGGGCACUGCUGGGCUGCCUGGUCAAGGUACUGCUCUGUGUGGCCUCUGCCUUGUUGUACUUUGGAAGUGAACAGGCCGCCCGCCUCUUGGGCAGCCCCUGCUUACGGCGCCUCUACCAUGCCUGGUUGGCAGCAGUAGUGAUCUUUGGGCCACUUUUGCAGUUCCAUGUCAACUCCCGGACUAUCUUCGCCAGCCACGGCAACUUCUUCAACAUAAAGUUUGUGAAUUCAGCGUGGGGCUGGACAUGCACCUUUCUGGGGGGCUUUGUGCUGCUGGUGGUAUUCCUGGCUACUCGGCGUGUAGCAGUGACUGCCAGGCACCUGAGCCGACUAGUGGUGGGGGCCGCUGUGUGGCGGGGUGCUGGCCGAGCCUUCCUGCUCAUCGAGGACCUGACUGGUUCCUGCUUUGAGCCUCUGCCCCAAGGCCUGCUGCUCCACGAGCUGCCAGAUCGCCGCAGCUGCCUGGCAGCUGGUCACCAGUGGAGGGGGUACACAGUUUCCUCUCACACCUUCCUGCUCACCUUCUGCUGCCUGCUCAUGGCCGAAGAAGCAGCAGUGUUUGCCAAGUACCUGGCCCACGGGUUGCCUGCGGGCGCCCCCCUGCGCCUUGUCUUCCUGCUCAACAUGUUACUCCUGGGUCUCUGGAACUUCUUGCUGCUCUGUACCGUCAUCUAUUUCCACCAAUACACUCACAAGGUGGUGGGUGCUGCAGUAGGCACCUUUGCCUGGUACCUCACCUAUGGCAGCUGGUAUCAUCAGCCCUGGUCUCCAGGGAGCCCAGGCCAUGGGCUCUUCCCCCGUACCCACUCCAGCCGCAAGCAUAACUGAAAAGAAAUAAAUGCACAUCAGGCCUGG
Messenger RNA from Heterocephalus glaber (naked mole-rat), 4680 nucleotides. It is a transcript of the gene Fitm1, whose product is annotated as fat storage inducing transmembrane protein 1. Gene Ontology annotation, biological process: phospholipid biosynthetic process; lipid droplet organization; lipid storage. Gene Ontology annotation, cellular component: endoplasmic reticulum membrane. Lineage: Eukaryota; Metazoa; Chordata; Mammalia; Rodentia; Bathyergidae. The record is from RefSeq and is a predicted model, not a curated record. Gene Ontology annotation, molecular function: coenzyme A diphosphatase activity.